CACGCCUUCUCUCUCCUCCCUCCUCUCCAGCCCCUGGAUCCCUCACAGGCUCCCUCCCUUCCACCCAGUGAGCAGUGCUUUGGGGUGCUAGGGAUGCGGCUCCGUGUACUUCUAAGGUGGGAGGGGGCUCCAAGCAGAGGAGAAUAUCAGACGCUCAGGCGUUCCCUUCUGGCUGACGCUCUUCUCUGGUUCCGCCAGGGCUGGUCUGUGUAAGAAACGGACGGAGCUGAGGCCGCUGGGAGAGGAGGAGGCUGGGGAUCGCGAAACCCAAAAAAGUCUUGGUGCUCUCAGUUACUGUCCACAUCGAGUCCGCGGCAGGCCUUCAGCACCAUGGACAGCCGCACCGGCCCGGGGAACACCAGCGACUGUUCUGACCCCUUGGCUCCGAGUUGCUCCCCAGCACCUGCCUCCUGGCUCAACUUGUCCCAUGUAGAGGGCAACCAGUCGGACCCAUGCGGUCUGAACCGCACCGGGCUUGGCGGGAGCGACAGCCUGUGCCCUUCGGCCGGCAGUCCUUCCAUGGUCACAGCCAUAACCAUCAUGGCCCUCUACUCUAUCGUGUGCGUAGUGGGCCUCUUCGGAAACUUCCUGGUCAUGUAUGUGAUCGUCAGAUACACCAAGAUGAAAACUGCCACUAACAUCUACAUUUUCAACCUUGCUCUGGCAGAUGCCUUAGCAACCAGUACACUGCCCUUUCAGAGUGUCAACUACCUGAUGGGAACGUGGCCUUUCGGCACCAUCCUCUGCAAGAUCGUGAUCUCAAUUGAUUACUACAACAUGUUCACCAGCAUAUUCACCCUCUGCACCAUGAGUGUAGACCGCUACAUUGCUGUUUGCCACCCAGUCAAGGCCCUGGAUUUCCGUACCCCCCGAAAUGCCAAAAUUGUCAAUGUCUGCAACUGGAUCCUCUCUUCUGCCAUUGGUCUGCCUGUAAUGUUCAUGGCAACCACAAAGUACAGACAUGGGUCCAUAGAUUGCACCCUCACGUUCUCCCACCCUACCUGGUACUGGGAGAACCUGCUCAAAAUCUGUGUCUUCAUCUUCGCCUUUAUCAUGCCGGUCCUCAUCAUCACCGUGUGUUAUGGACUGAUGAUUUUACGACUCAAGAGCGUCCGCAUGCUGUCAGGGUCCAAAGAAAAGGACAGGAACCUGCGUAGGAUCACCAGAAUGGUGCUGGUGGUCGUGGCUGUGUUUAUCGUCUGCUGGACCCCUAUCCACAUCUACGUCAUCAUCAAAGCCCUGAUCACGAUUCCAGAGACCACCUUCCAGACGGUUUCCUGGCACUUCUGCAUCGCUUUGGGUUACACAAACAGCUGUCUGAACCCAGUUCUUUACGCGUUCCUGGAUGAAAACUUCAAACGAUGCUUCCGAGAAUUCUGCAUCCCAACCUCCUCCACCAUCGAACAGCAGAACUCCACUCGAAUCCGUCAGAACACUAGAGACCACCCCUCCACGGCUAAUACAGUGGAUCGAACUAACCAUCAGCUAGAAAAUCUGGAAGCAGAAACUGCUCCAUUGCCCUAAAUGGGUCCCAUGCCAUCCAGAACCUCUCUGAGCUUAGAGGCCGCCGUCUACUUGGAAUCAGGUUGCUGUCGGGGUGUGUAGGAGGCUCUGGUUUCCUAGGAAACCACCUGAUCCUGCAUCAUUCAAAGUCUGUCCUCUCUGGCUACUUAACUCUGCACAUGAGAGACAUUCAUACUGCAUCAAGCACUCGGAAGAAAGAGAUGAUGUUACACCACUGAAUACGGCUUGUGUACGGAAACACACCCAGUGGACCACAAUACUCUGUGGUAUGUGAAUCAGGGUCAUCAUAGAAGAUGACCCUUCUGUAUGUAGAAUUUCUAUUUUCAAGCAAAUACUUAUGACCUGAUCAAAGAAAAACCAUCAGUUGUUAAAUUCAUUGUAGUAACCCAUAAAGUAAAUGCUACCUCUGACCUCUGACCCAGUCACCUUCUAUGGAAAGUUACAGCCUUUCUAGUCUUUUGUGAGGGAAUACAUUAUGUUUGACCUAUAAUGUUCACCUUGAAAUUAUUGUCUAGUUAAGACAUCAGUGGCACCUCCAUUUCUUGGUUUUGUAUUGUUUGAAAGAACACAACUUCUUUCUCCCCUGGCUCCACUAUGAAAAUGAAAAGGGUUUAAAACACAGUGUCAACUGCAGAAUGGUUGAUUCUCACACUGAAAGGACUUCCUGGGAGUUAUGGGGAUGGUCCUUCCCGAUUCCCUUGCUGUCCUCCAAGUGUUCACAAAGUCAAGUUCAUGAAGUUACCCAGUGAGCUCAUCAUGCCAUCCAAGCAGGAAGCCAAGACUUUUGCAUCUUCCUUUCUCAGUAAUUUCUCCACACUGCAUGCUCUCUUUUAUAUUAUUUCCUCUGAUGCCUUCUGAAUCAGCACGAUAAAACAACAGAUGUUUUUGUUGGGUGCCAGAAAAGUUUAAGCAGUUUUUUAAAUAUGGACCCAAUAAACAUAAUUAAAAGACAGACUCAAACAACCACAUUAAAAAAUGUGAUCUAUUUUUCAAUCCUAUAUAGUUACUUGAACAUGAAAUAUGAACAAUACCCCAGGCCUCUUUCCCUAAAGAUUUGAAUGUAUGUAAUGUCAUAAUCAUUAUCCUGGUCUUUUUGUUCUUGGCUAAAUAUCAAAAUUUCCUUGAUAAGAUGCCAAUCUUUGAUGUAGCGUCUCUAAGAAAAGUCCUGUCUGACCAGUUUUCAUGGACAUGACCUGCAGCUGAGAUUUGGCAAUCUCCUAUUUUCAGAUCUGGAAGAAUGGCCGAGUCAGAUGGCCCAUGCAAGGGAGUUCUCCACUUUGAACUUUCGUCAGCAGUGGUUAAAUGAAUUGAGUCUUUGGUUGUCUUCUAUGGAGAUGGGAGUAGAAAACAAGGCCCCUGGUCACACACACACACACACACACACACACACACACACACACACACACACACACACACACACACACACACACACACACACACACACACACACACACACGGAUUCCAGAGACUGCAUGCAGCCAGGAGAUGCUACUGUAAAUGUGCAUCCCUUCAUCUGUCCAAGAAGACACAAAUGCACUCCAUAGUUUCUGGAAGACAGUUGCCAUAGAUCAGAAUAACUGAAUUUACUGUCUCAGAUCUGAUUGGCUAUAAUUACAUGGACCCGGCCAUGUAUCCAUUAGAGGAGAAAAGAAAAAUCCAAGAUAAGUGUUUUUGAAUGUUUCCUUUCAAUGAUGCCUCUAAUAACCUCCAUUUCUUGGACGUUACAUCCUAGGAUAGAUGGGCAUUGUGUUGUAGCUUUUACAUUUUCUGAUAGAAGUAAUUAAAAACAAAAUCUUAGAAAGAUUCAGAAUUUUAAAAUGGAUAAUGUAAAUGAGACUCAUUUGGGAGAAUGAAAUAUCUGUAUCUAAGCACUGAGGAAGAACGUUCUUGCUUCCAGUAUGCUAUUUGACACAAGUUCUCUCAAGGGAUAGCACAGUGUUGUUUCUACUCACAGGGCUUCUCUUCAAUUGACCCCAUUCUUGGUGUUACUUAUCUGGCAUGUGGCUGAGAGCAAUUUGGAUUUGAUAUAGGACUUGAUCCAUGGUUUUUUUCAUAUAUAUGUGCAUGAGGCUCUUCCAUAUCAUCUCUUAGACUCUACAAAAAAAAUACACAAUGAAAGGGUUCAUUUUAAAAAUGCAUUCUAAAGCCAGAAAGUGGUUGCCAGUAGUUUUCAUGGAAAGCCACUUUCAAUGCCCGUGUGCUAGAACUAACUUGCAACUCAGUGGCAGAGAGAAGUGAGAGCCCUCAGUCUGGCAGAGUUAACUUUCUAUUGUGAUCUAAAGGUAAAAGAAAACGAACAAAAAGAAAUGAUCAGGAUUAAACUAUAGAAUGUUUUUAAAAAAUAACUUUGACCUGUCAUGUAUUAAAUGUUUUCUAUUAUAAAUGAAAACCAUCAAUGUUGAAACAAAUAAAACAAUGACCAUAGGAAGCUUAGAGACCUCACUGUCCAUAUCCACCUUUGGGAUAACACUAACGCAUCUUUGUUCCCAGCUUAGAGCACAUAAAACGGUCCAAGUUACUGGAGAUGAUCGAAUUUCACCAGAAAUGGUUUCACCCUACAGUCUUCACUCCCCACUGUCAUAAAAAGUUCCAGGAAUUAUGGGAUGGCCCACUGUUCAGGGAGUGAGCAAGGGCAGGUGCCAACAACUUCCCGUGUACAGUAUGUGAAGAUGUUCAUCAUGGACAGCCAUAACAUUUCUUAGUGUGAGCAGAUGGGUGGUGCUGAUUAACAUAACUAGCAUGACUGUGUUUUAGGCACUAUACAUUGCAAACAGCAGAUGACUGAAGCUUAGAAUUGGGACUAUAAAAAGUGGGUGGGGCCAUUGGUGGGACACAGCAGGAGAAAGCAGUACCCCUCCUGCCUUCCUCUGUGUGACAUUUCAGUGCAGCCACAAGUACAGACUUAUUGAAGUUCUCAGUUCAAACUCAUGGGAGGUGCAAAGUGAUUUGGAAAAGUCUGUUAUUGAACCUAUAUUAAAUGUGUGAUGAGAAGAAUCCUGAAAAGUGGCUCUUUCUCAGAAUAUGUGCCCAGCGUCUAGAAGCAUCUUACACAUAACUGCUUCCAUAGAUAGGUAUAUUUCCCUUCAGUGUUUUCCAACUUAUACAGUAUUCAUUGGAUAGUAUCUGACAGUCUAAAGCUUCAUCCCAAUGCCCUACCCUCUUUCUUUCCUUUCUUAUUUCUCACUUCUUCCCAAGACAGGUUCCUGCUUCACAGCCUAGGUUAACCUCCAGCUCACAAUGUAACCCCAGCUGGCCUUGAACUUAUGAUCCUCCUGCUUCAGCCUAAGGGCUGCAUUUGUGGGUGUUAUCAUCACACACACAUACACACACCUGGAAGAAGAAAAAAAAACUUUGUUGGUACAAUACAAACACAAUGCCACUCCUUCAUUUGUCUAAACCACCCAGUGUUAACCAGGGCGAUCCUGUAUGUUUCAACAUCAACACAGACAUAUUUACAAUGAUCAAAGGACACUUUAUCAUUUCUGAUUUUAAAAGAAUAUUAGCAUUAAUUCUGUCUCAUAGAGAAGUUGUCUGCUCCUCUCCAUGAGCGGCUGCUGCCAUCCAGAGCUGCAAGGAAUAGAGUUUGUUUCUCACGGCACAAUCAUGCUCAUGAAAUCUAAGAUUUGCUUAAAAUCGCUCUAAUCACAUUAGGCUUUCAGAAAUAUAUGCAAUUCCUCUGUAGACAAUGCAUGUCUCUUUUGUGAUUUCAGAGAAGUAGAACAGAAGCCCUUUUGGAGAGAUGGGGCACAUUUUUUUUCUCCACAUUGUCACAUGCACCAUAACAGAAGUAUUUAGUAGCCAAAAAUAUCUUUCAGGAAAAGAGUGUUUAAAGGCUGUCUAUGAGUUCCUUCUUCCCACCUCGUGAUCUGAUUUUUAAAAGGAACUGAGUCUCAAAAGCAGGCUGUGAUAUUCCAUUUCCUUUCAAACCUCUUGAAAGAAACUUCUGCUGUUUUGCUUCAAACAUGGAAAUGUUUUAUUUAAUUGGCAUUUUCGACUAAUGUUGGGAAAUUUUCCAUGAACACAAAGUUACUAAAUGCCAAAUGGAAACACAAAGAGAUGUGGUAGUAUAGGCUGAGGAAGAGGCAGGAAGAGAAAGGGGAGAAAUAAAGGCAGCAGUAAUUUCCCAAGAAUUUGUUUUGAACUGAACAGUCACAUACAUGGAAUAGCAGCCGUGAGCUGGGUAACCUAAGCACAUUAAAACUGUUUUAACUAACGCAUAUCAGAGAGAAGGCAGAGAUGCUACAUUCGCUCGACUUUGGAAAUACGAUUUCUCAAACAGGUCAGAGCAGAAGACUCUGGGAUUUUCUCUGUUUCAAAGAGAGCAGAAGCAGCACAACACCUCACAAUGCUUGACUCCAGUGUCUGAUGCUCUCCAUGUCCUGGCUCCCUCGGGAGAUGGUCACCUAGUCUGCAGAGAUACUUUGUGGAUCUGGUACAGUGGCAAUAUCACCGUUUGGUGUGGCAGUCAAAUAACCAGGUCUCAAAUUCAGUGCCUAUCUCUUCCAGGCUGCAGGUGCCUAGAUAGCUUCAGUCAGGCUGCUAAGGUCCUUGGGAAAGCUCAGUGCAGGUGGCCAGUUCUCAGUAUACCUUCCAAAGAUCUGCAGGUGAGCCCCUGGAUCGGGCUGGAUCUUGAGUGACACUAUAAUUCUCAUGGUCCUCACACAAGAAUAUACCAUUUGCACUAGGUUUCCUUUCUAGAGCCCAGGGCUCAGAUGUAGUGUUGGAUUGUGUUCUUUCUGUAAGAACAGCACAUGGUUUUUCCUUUGCUGUGGGUAAAACUUCAUUCAUACUUAAAUAAAUGAGUGGACUUUAUCCUCGUAGGAUUCUACCCGACACUUUCAAAAGAGAGAAGGUCCUGUUGGAAGCAAAUGUGGCCCAAACGGCUCACAAGUGUUGGUGAAGCCUGGGUCCUCCUCUGCCUAUUUUCUAAGACGUGUGGGUUGUUAUUUACUUGCUUACUUUCUAACUGAGGAAUAUGUUGCUUGUCAUUAUGGCUCGUCUUUUGUUGUGUGCAGGGUCUUUCAUUUCUGCCUGAAACAUGUGUCAUUACACAGAUGCAUUCACCUUAGAAAUAACGCCCACCAUCUCCCCGUCUCCCUUCUGCCCUAGAUGGGUUUCCUUGUGUGAUGCCCUGUCAGCACUUCCUACUGAGACAGGCCUCACUUCUUGGUUGGCCAUUACACUGUGCCAUGUCUAUUAAAGACUUGCUGUGCUCUAUCAUUUUAAAUAUAGAACCCGUUAGCACUUAAUGUCCAGUGUCCAUCCUACCAACCUAAGAAACCCAACCAGCCGGGCUCUUGUUCUCCGGAACCUCUGAAGGUAGCAAACCUGAUUUGCAUUCCUGCCCCUGCCGAGGCAGGGGUCCAUACUGGAAAAACCAGAAAACAACAAGGCCUCUUGGUACUCUCUUUAGUUAUGAUACAGUUUGUUCCCUCCUGCCCCCAGGCUCACCCCUCCUCACUCAGUGGGGAGCUGCUACUGAUCGGGCUGUAUUAACUCACAACUCAUUUGCUCUAUGGAAAUUCUGGGCUUUUAUUUCUCAAGGGAAUAGAGAAAUUCAACAGGCCUCCCACCCAGCUGGUUCUUUCCAUGCAAGCUACUGAAUCUAUACAAAUUAGAUUCAAGCAACGUGUUAUUUUAGGGAUUUAUAAUCGCAGAGCUGCAGACAGUAACCUGACAAGUGUUCUCAGAGUCCCCUUUGCCUGUGACUCAGUCACUCAACUUAGACAUGAAUUGGGGCAAAAUAAGAAAAUCCUGAGGUAACCUGAAGAACUGCUGUUGGUGGCUUUAGAUUUUGGGUUUUGUUCAUUGUUGGGAGAGGUUUUGUUUGGUUUUUGUUCUUUAUGUUUUUUUGAGAUAGGGUCUCACUCUGCAUUCCAGGUUAUCCUGACACUCAGUCAGUAUUCUAGGUUAACCUUGAACUCUUGGCGAUCCUUCUGCCUCAGCUUCCUGAAUGCCAGGGUUAUGGGCAAGAGCUACCCUACCAGGUUGUUUUUGACUGUUUUUAUAAACUUUAUCCAUUUAUUGAAGGAAGCAAAGGGAAAUGACACUAAUCCCAAUGAUGUAUACCUACACACCUUUAUAAUGGAUGCCUUCUUUCCAAACAAAUAUUUUAAAUAAUCUAUAAACCAAAUUAUACAAAACAAUUCCCAGUAGUGGAUGCUUUCUCUCCUAUAAUGCACAACACAACAAUUCCUGUAAAAUCUAGGCACUGGGACCACCCAUUGUGGUGAUCUGUAGGAAAAGACAGCAGGGGUGUGCUUAUAAAAACUAGGGUAUCUUUUAGAGUGCUGAUUUCCUAAUGGUAAGACUGAAGCUUUCAGUACACAAUUGAGAGAUCAAUUAGGUUACUGUUUUCUUAUUGAUUCUGAAGCUAGAGGAAACAGCCUGCUGGCUAUUCUCUGACUAGCCUGGCUUCUCAGAGACAGCUGGAAGCCAGCAACCGCAGACACCAUGAAGAAAAGAGCUACCUACAGAACUGAAGGAGAGCAAAGAGGAAUCCAGUGAGUGGGAACUGCCAGAGAAUGGCAAGGCUAUUUCUGACAUAAAUUUUAAACCAGAAGCAUUCUUUCUGGUUUGCAUUUGCUUGGUAUUCAGACAUCUCUAUAGAGAAAAUUAGGAAAGCAGUAUGAGAUUGGCUCUAUAUACAAAAGUCAGUUUGACUCUGUCAUGGUAGAAGAGCCUAGGAGCUUACAGCUGGUUCUGUCUUUUAUAAUACUUUAUAAAUACUUUAAAGUGUAACAACUUCAUGUCAACAUCAUAUGAUGUUGGAGAUUCCUGGACACAGAAAUACCAUUUGAAUUUUAGUACACAGUUUGAGAAAAUCAUUCACAAAAACUGAUCAGAACUGAAUUAGAGAUGUUAAUAUGUAUAUAUGUAUACACACAUAUCCCUAUUAUGUGGCAAUUAUAUAGGGAUCAUAAUGUUAUCAAUGCCAUUAUAUGGAACUCUAUAUGCCUUUAGGAACAUAUCUACCAAUACAAAAGAAAUAUAUAAACAGGUAGAUAAUGAUAUUUUAAUUUAAUUAGAAUCAAAAAUGAAAUGGCAAUUUCCACUUGGUGAUACAUUCCCUGAGCUUUUCACCUAAUUAAUAGUUACAAUUUGAAAUGUGAAGUGGUCUUGUUUUCAUCUCAUUAUGUUACAUGGAAUAUAAGUAAAUAAGUUUGCAAAUGGAGCUUUCUAAAAAUAUACUGAACAAUAGCUAUCCAAUGUAACAAAUAAAUAAGUUUCCUUUUUUUAAGGAAAAGCGUAAGUCUAAACAUCAGGUGUGUUGCUUGUCAUUGAAUUUUUUAUAAUACCAAUGAUGCAUUCUUGAUAUUCAAAGACAAUUUCUGCUAGAAAAAAAAAAAGACGUACUUCAUAGUUUUAAUUACAUUUGACAUUCUGGUAACCAAUGACAGUGUUUAAAAAUAACUCAUAAUGCUUCAGCGGAGAAAAAAAUCAAAAUAUAGUAAUGAAUAUGGUUAGAUGCUCACGUCAUUAAGUUUAAAUAUUUUAAGUAGAGCAUUGCCUGGGAGCUGCAUUUCUCUCCAGCUGCAGAAGUGGAGGCAGAAAAGUGUCCUUUGGACCAUAGACCUGAGUCUACUCUAAGCAGAGCAUCCAUUGAGCCUCCCACUCAUGCAUCUCUUCCUUGCAUUCUGAGGUACAAGAGACUGGAACUGACCCCUUUCCUCAAAGUUCAAGGGUGAAGUGAAUCUGGAAUCCUGCUGCUCAGCAUAUAAGGUCAGCUUCUAUGACAAUGGAACAUUUUAAGUUAUGGAGAAAUGCCAGCAAGUAGCACACAAAAUAAUUUAAAAAAAAAAGGAAGAAGUGUGACAUAGUUCAUGCU
Molecule: messenger RNA, 9352 nt
Organism: Peromyscus californicus insignis
Lineage: Eukaryota; Metazoa; Chordata; Mammalia; Rodentia; Cricetidae
Gene: Oprm1
Product: opioid receptor mu 1
Exons: 4
Coding region: 331-1524 (397 amino acids)
Biological process (GO): sensory perception of pain; G protein-coupled opioid receptor signaling pathway; neuropeptide signaling pathway
Cellular component (GO): membrane; neuron projection
Molecular function (GO): beta-endorphin receptor activity; morphine receptor activity; G-protein beta-subunit binding
Source: RefSeq, a predicted model, not a curated record